GAUAGUGGUAGAGGGCACAGCUGGAAGAACGAUGGUGUUAUUCCUGAUCAAGUUCUUGAUCGGUCUCUUGAUUUGUUGCGCCGUCGGAUGGGUCGUGUUCGUAUUUGCUGCCAGGUUGUUGGGAUGGAUUUUGAACCGGAUGGUUGGUAUUUCCAUUGGUUUCCAAGUCACUGGAUGCAAUCGUAUAAAUGAAGUCUUUGUUACUUUCAAAAAGGGUGCCAUUGAAUCCAUAUUGAUUGGUGAGAUCAAACUUAGUCUACGUGAAUCACUUGACAAGGGAUUCAACAUUUUCUCAGGGGACCAGAAAGUGCAACUAUUUAUAUCUGAUCUGGAAGUUUAUUUAAGGACUUCUUCACAAAGCAUUAAGAAGAAUAAAGUCAAUAAACCUCGAAGUUCACGAAAACUAGGAAGAGGAACAUGGGUAUUAUUAUCUCACAUUGCAAGACUUCUGUCACUGUCUGUAACUGAAGUAAAUGUCAAGGGGCCGAAAUUUACAGCUCAAGUCAAGGGACUGCGAGUGGAUGCAUCAGUUCAUGGAAAUUCUAAUCCUACUUUUAUUCUUAAUCUGCAACUUGCAAAUUUUCUUUUUGAUAUGUUCCAUUCAGAGCAUAAUUUUGACCAGUCAUCCAGUUUCACGGUAGAAAGGCCAGCAUAUUCAGCUUCAGUGGAAAAAAAAAUUCCUUUGCUGUGUGAGGAUAUAUCAGUAAUCUGUGAGCUUGAAAGGGAACAUGGAGUCCAAUUUGGGAAUUUGGAUGUGACAUUUGGAGCAAUCACUGUGAACUUGAGGGAGAACCUAUUUGUCAAAACCAAGGAGUCAAACAGUUCCAUGGGUGUUGAUGAGAGCAAAGAAGGUGCUUUGGACUUUACCAAGAAAUCUGAAAAAAAAUCAUCGUCGUUGAAGAAGCAUAUUGUUGCAUUUCCUGAAAAGGUGAACUUCAACGUCCGUGAACUAGACAUCACAUUUGUGCACCAAGCUCAAGACAUUUCUGCAAACAGUACUGUGACAGGCAUCCUGCUGACAAGUACUAAAUCUGUGGUAUAUGAUGAUUCUGGAGAGGCCACAUCAAACUUUGUUCUCAACAUGGAUUUUAGUAAAAUUUAUCUCCUUAGAGAAAGCAAUGCUUCUGUGAUGGAGCUUUUGGAAUUCACAGUUAUAGCUACAGUUGAUGUUCCAAUGCAACCUCUACCUAUUAAUGCUGAGGUUAAUGUCAAGCUUGGAAGAAUCAGUUGCAACUUUAUCUUUAGCAGAUUUAGGCCAUGGCUUUCUCUUAAAUUAGGUAAAAAGAAGCAGAUGGUUCUUCGUGAAGAAAGUUCUUAUCAUGAAAAAAGAUCAACAGAUGGCACGGACACUAUUAUGUGGAGAAGCACAGUCUCUGCUCCAGAUAUGAAUAUUAUGGUUUAUGAUCUCAAUGAUUGCCCCUUGUAUCACGGAUGCUUGCAAUCCUCUCAUCUUUCUGCAAGUAACACUGUAAGUAAGAGACUUGAACUACAUGCAGAACUUGGUGAAUUUCAUUUCGACACCGCCGAUGCAUAUCAGAAAUCUUUGGAUAAAAAUUUAGCAGCUAUAGAAACUAUCUCAGGCUCAUUGGUGCAUAUUGAGCAAAUGAAUCUUGAUUUGGGUCACAGAGAAACAGAAUCACAUGAUGAGCAUGAUCUUAAGAGGUUGAAGUUGGUUCUUGCUGUUGAUAUGACUGGUAUGGGAAUAUUCUUUGGAUUUAAGCAUGUUGAAUCACUUAUGAAGACCAUAAUGUCCUUCAAGGAAGUGCUAAAAGGUUUGUCUUCUUCCAGCAAAAAAAUGGCUAAAGAUAAGGUUGCUCAUUCUUCUAAGAAAGAGACUGCAAAAGGGAUAAACAUUGUGAAACUUAGUCUUGAAAAGUGUUCCAUUAAAUAUUUUGGUGAUACCAGUCUAGAAGAUAUGACCGUUGCAGACCCCAAACGUGUUAAUUUUGGUUCUCAGGGUGGUGAAGUUAUAAUAAGUGUUUCCGCUGAUGGGAAACCUCGUAAAGCAAGCAUAACAUCCAUAAGGCUCAAUGAUUGCCAGCAUUUGAAAUUCUCAAUGUCUCUUGAGAUCUCACAUCUCAGAUUUGUCUUCAACAAGGAAAAGCAUUCCAUGCAGAUUGAAGUCAAUAGAACUAGGUCAUUCUACUAUGAAUAUCCAGAAGAACAGAAUCCUGGUACAGAAAUGACACUGCUCGAUAUGCAGAAAGCAAAGUUUGUGCGACGUUCAGGUGGCCUUAACGACACUGCUUUGUGUUCUCUUUUAAAUGUGACUGAUUUAUCAGUCAGGUGGGAGCCUGAUGUUCAUUUAGCACUACUUGAAUUUGUUACAAGUUUGAAAUCUCUGCUUCAUAACCAGAAGCUCCAUGGUUCUGAUAGCCAGAUGAAGGAAGAAUCCCUUGAUACAGUGUCAGUACCACAAAGGGAAAUAACUUCUGAUCAAGCCUCAACUGAAAAACAACAUAAAAAACGAGAAUCAGUUUUUGCCGUUGAUGUCGAAAUGUUGAAAAUAUCAGCUGGGCUAGCAGAUGGUGUGGAAACAAUAAUUCAUGUGCAGUCCAUCUUCUCUGAGAAUGCAAAAAUAGGUGUUUUAUUUGAGGAAGUUAUGGUUUCUUUUAAUGAAGCCAGAAUACUUAAAAGUAGUCGUUUGCAGAUCUCCCGUGUCCCAGUAUCUGUCAUGCAUAAUAUGCAAGAUUCAAAAUCACAGAUGGUCACCACAUGGGAUUGGGUAAUUCAAAGUCCUGAUAUCUACAUCUGCAUGCCUUACAGGUUGCAGUUACGUGCCAUUGAUGAUGCAGUUGAAGAUACAUUGCGAUGUAUAAAACUCAUUAAUGCUGCUAAGACAGACCUCAUAUUUCCUGGAAAGAAGCAUAGCACCAGAAAAGCUAAGACUAAAUCCACAACUUUAAGAUCAGUGAGAUUACUGAUCCGCAAAAUAACUGUGGAAAUCGAGGAAGAACCCAUCCAGGGCUGGCUUGAUGAACAUUACCAGUUAAUGAAGAAGGAAGUUUGUGAAGCAGCUGUUAGGUUGAAGUUUCUUGAUGAUCUUCUUUCCAGUAUGACUUCAAGUAGUCAGGAACCGAAUGCACUGGGUUCUGAAAAGAAGAUUCUUUACAAAGAAAUUGAAAUUGAUGCAUCUGAUGUUUCAUCUGUUGAAUGUUUGCGAACGGAGAUUCAUAAGAAGGUCUUCCAAUCAUAUUACGAGGCAUGCCAAAAAAUAGUCAUCUCAGAAAGAUUAGGUGAAACCACCAGAGGCUUUCAAUCUGGGUUUAAACCAAGUAUUAAUAGAGCUUCUCUCAUGUCACUAUGUGCUAGAGAACUUGACGUGACUCUGACAGAGAUCGAUAAGGGCAAUGUUGGAAUUGUUGAGUUUAUAAAAAGGACUGAUCCUGUAUGCUCAGACAAAGAUAUACCUUUCUCCCGGUUGUAUGGAAGAGAUUUUGUUUUAAGUGCAGGAUCCUUGUUAGUGCAAAUAAGAGAUUAUACAUACCCAAUCUUUUGUGGAAGUUCUGGUAAAUGUCAAGGACGUGUUGUAAUAGCUCAACAGGCGACUAGUUUUCAGCCACAAAUACUACAAGAUGUUUUUGUAGGGAGAUGGUGGAAGGUACGUAUGAUGCGUUCAGCUAGUGGUACAACUCCUGCAAAUAAAGUGUACCUUGAUCUGCCAAUAAGUUUUGAAAAAGGGGAAGUAUCUUUUGGAGUGGGACAUGAACCUGUUUUAGCUGAUAUCAGCUAUGCGUUCACGGUUGCUCUCCGUAGAGCUAAUCUAGGAACUAGGAGUUGCCCUGAUCAAUACGAAGUAACUUCACAAGUUCCAGCUGUUGAUCCAUCAGUACAAGAGCUGCCUAAGAAAGAACGCAGCUUACCAUGGUGGGAUGACAUGAGGUACUAUAUUCAUGGGAAAAUUACUUUAUCAUUUACUGAGACUAGAUGGUUUAUCCUUGGUACAAGUGACCCUUAUGAGAAACUAGAUAAAUUGGAAGUAGUUUCUGCAAACAUGGAAAUACAGCAGAGAGAUGGAUACAUAGGCCUUUCUGCAAGGGAAUUUAAGGUUUACUUGAGCAGUCUACAAUGUCUGACGGACAGUUUCAGCUUAAAGCCUCCAUCACAUGUCUGUGGUCCUUUUCUGUUCUCUUCUACUUUUCUUUUAGAAGUAUCCAUGGAGUGGGGAUGUGACUCUGGUAAUCCACUUGAUCAUUAUCUCCAUUCACUUCCUGUUGAAGGAAAACCACGGACGAAAGUCUAUGAUCCCUUUCGCUCAACCUCCCUUUCACUGAAGUGGAACUUCUUGCUGAAUGGCUCUCAAAUUACUGAUAACAAACUUACUUCCUCUAAUGAUGUGGAGAAGAAAUCAGAUGGAUCAACAAGUGAAUCUUCUCAAAAGUUGGCAGUUAAGUCCAUUGAUUCCCCAACUGUGAGCUUUAGUGCAAAUGACCUUGUUUGGUUAUCCAAGUUCUGUACUCUUAAUUACCUUCCUCCUAACAAAAUAAGAAUUUUCUCACGGUGUCCACGUUUUGGUGUUCCAAGAGUUGCCAGGUCUGGUAAUUUGUCACUGGACAGGGUUAUGACUGAAUUUUUUCUCCGCCUUGAUACUACACCUUUUUGCAUCCGUCAUACACCUUUAAGAGAUGAUGAUCCUGCUAAUGGCUUGGCAGUUAAAACAGCAAAGUUGAAAUUUGAAAUCUGUUUUAGUCGUGGUAAGCAGCAAUUUACUUUUGAUUGCAAGCGUGAACCUCUUGAUCUUGUUUAUCAGGGUGUUGAUAUUCACAUGCUAAUGGUGUGUCUAGACCAAAUAAAUGAAGUUUCUAUUGCCCAAGAUAUUAAAACAGCACAGAGGAGUUCAAGAAGUGAACCGUUGGAUAAGCUAGGUAAUGAGAACUGUGACUAUGGUUGCAAAGACAAGAAAAAAGAUGAUGCUUUUCUUUUACACUCUGACUAUUUCACUGUACGAAGACAAACUUCAAAGGCUGAUCCAACAAGGCUAUUAGCAUGGCAAGCAUAUGACAGAAAAGAUCUUGAAGUGACCUCUGUGAUAGCUGAAGUUGAAAAAGGAAGUGAAAGUGAUCAUACACAAUCCGAUCUUAUUGAUGAUGAUGGAUUUAAUGUAGUAGUUGCUGACAAUUGUCAGCGUGUAUUUGUUUAUGGCCUUAAGAUCUUGUGGACACUGGAAAACAGAAUUGCUAUUACGUCCUUGGCAGGUGGAAUAUCAAAGGCAUUUGCACGUCCAAAACCUUCUCCUUCUAAACAGUACGCCCAAAGAAAAUUACUUGAGAGACAACAAAUAACAGAUGAGACUGAUGUGCCUUCUGAAGAAGCCGUCGAUUCUGUGCCUUGUAUUUCUCCUAGUGAAAGUUCUACUUCAGUGCAGCAUGAAAAGAAUCAGGGACAAGAUUCAUCUCUUUCUACGUCGUCUUCUGCUGUGACUGUGAAGCAAGAAAAUGAUUGUGACACUGAUGAGGAGGGUACAUGCCACUUCAUGGUCAAUGUUAUCCAGCCUCAGUUCAAUCUGCACUCGGAAGAAGCCAAAGGUAGGUUUCUGCUUGCUGCUGCCAGUGGCCGUGUCUUAGCUCGUUCAUUUCGCGCAGUUUUACAUGUUGGCCAUGACAUAAUAGAGCACGCCCUUAGCACCAGCAAUGUGGUGAUUCCUGAUAAUGUGCCCGAAAUGACGUGGAAAAGAAUGGAGCUAUCUAUGAUGCUUGAGAAUGUUCAAGCCCAUGUUGCGCCUACAGAUAUUGAUCCAGGUGCUGGAAUUCAGUGGUUGCCUAAAAUUAUUAAGGGCUCACCUAAUGUAAAACGCACUGGUCCUUUACUGGAGAGAGUGUUUAUGCCCUGUCAAAUGUACUUCCAGUACACACAGUACAAAGGUGGAACUUCUGAACUCAAGGUCAAACCAUUAAAAGAGCUAACUUUCAACUCUCCUAACAUUACUGCAGAAAUGACAUCAUGCCAGUUCCGGGUUAUGCUGGAUGUGCUAACCAAUCUUCUUUUCGCCAGGCUUCCUAAGCCUCCUAAAAGUAGUCACUCAUGUCCCUCUGAUGACAAUGAAGACAGUGAAGAUGAAGCUGAUGAAUUAGUUCCUGAGGGUGUGGAAGAGGUAGAUCUUGCAAGGAUCAAUCUUGAACAAAAGAGGAGGGAACGUAAAUUGCUCCUCGGUGAUAUUAAGACCCUAACAACUGCUACUGAUAUAUCUGAUGGCACAGAUCUAUCUCUAGAAAAUGGUGAUUUGUGGAUGGUUGUAGGUGGAAAAUCAACACUGGUGCAAGGACUGGAGAAAGAGCAGGGUAACAUACGUAAGGCUAUUAAGGAAGCUUCUUCUACACUGAGGUCAGUUUUGCAGGAAGCUGCCCAACUAAGAUUAAUGGAGAAAGAGAAGACCAAAAGCCCUUCAUGUGCUUUAAGGGUUUCCGUUAAAAUCAAUAAGGUGGCAUGGAGUAUGCUUGCAGAUGAUAAACCUUUUGCUGAAGCUGAAAUUAACGAAAUGAUAUAUGAUUUUGAUCGUGAUUACAAGGACAUUGGUAUUGCUCAAUUCACUACAAGGUCAUUUGUGGUUAGGAACUGUGUCCCUAACGCCAAAUCUGAUAUGCUUCUAUCCGCUUGGAAUGCACCUCCAGAAUGGGGCAAACGAGUUAUGCUUCGUGUCAACGCAAAACAAGGAGCUCCAAAGGAUGGCAAAUCUCCUAUUGAACUUUUUCAGGUAGAUAUCUAUCCAUUGAGGAUACAUUUGACUGAAACAAUGUAUAAUAUGAUGUGGGAGUAUAUUUUUCCCGAAGAAGAACAAGAUUCAUCAAAACGACAGGAAGUUUGGAAAGUUUCAACAACUGCUGGCUUGAAACGAGGAAAGAAAAGCCUAUAUGGGUCUGAGACAGUUGCAUCAAACAGUCCGUUGUCAAAGGAACCUGAGGCUUCUGGAAAAUCAGCAGCUUCAAAAUUGUCUUCUUUUACUUCUGGCACCGAGUCUCAGGUUGAUUCAACUCAAGUGAAAAAGAAGCAAAAUCUACAAGGAAAUACUGCAUCAGGUUCGAAUCCAGAGCUUAGACGAACAUCUUCCCUUGGCAGAACAUGGGAAGAAACUGUUGCAGACUCCGUUGCUAAUGAACUAGUUCUGCAAGCACAUACUUCGAGCGUUUCUUCUUCACAAAGUGGACUCUUCAAUGCUGCAACAGAAAAUAAAAAUGCAAAUACCGAGGAGCCUAAAAAUAAACCGAGAGAUCCCAAGCCACUUAAAUCUGGUCAGUUGCUGACUUAUGAAGAGAAAAAGUCUGGGAAAUCCCAGGAUGAGAGGAGAGCCAGACCUAAAAAGCUUCAGGAAUUCAACAACAUCAGAAUUAGCCAGGUUGAAUUACUUGUUACAUAUGAAGGCUCAAGGAUUGCCGUCAGUGAUUUUAGAUUGUUGAUGGAUACCUUCCAUCGUGAUGAAUUUACUGGCACCUGGAGGAGACUUUUUGCACGAGUCAAAAAACAUAUCGUGUGGGGAGUUUUGAAGUCAGUAGCUGGCAUGCAGGGUAAAAAAUUCAAAGACAAGACUCAGAAUCAAAAGGAGGCCCAAGCAAAUGUCCUUCCUGAAAAUGAUCUUAUUAGCAUAAGUGAUAGUGAUGGAGAGCAACGUGGAAAGUCUGAUCAGUUUCCUGCACCAUUCCCCAAGAGAGCAAAUGAUGGUGCUGGUGAUGGAUUUGUUACCUCCAUAAGGGGAUUGUUCAACUCUCAGCGCCGGAAGGCCAAAGCAUAUGUCCUGAGAACUAUGAGAGGAGAUGCAGAUCAUGAUCAUGGUGAUUGGAGUGACGGUGAUGUUGAGUUCAGUCCCUUUGCUAGGCAACUGACUCUCGCAAAAACUAAGAAGCUUAUACGGCGGCAUUCCAAGAAGUUCAGCUCAAGAACUUCAAGUUCAGUGCAACAUCAGAAAGAUCCAUCAUCUCCAAAGGAGACCAUGCCAUACGAAAGUGAUUCGUCCGGUGCAUCAUCAUAUGGUGAUGGGGACAUCAACGAAUAAUAAAUACCAAACAAGAAUCCGGAUUCAUUUGGAUACCUGAGAGCAGUUUUCUCCAUAGAUAUUCCCGGUAGUCGCAUGGCUUAACCCAAUAAUCAUUCAGCAAAUAAUUGGAUUCCUUUCAUGAUGAAGUCACAGGACGACAUUUGGAGAGAAGCUUUUUUUGCAACCAAUGUCAUAACGGAUAAUGUCAAGGAUUCUGUACCUGAGAGAUGAAUGUCUUUGAUGUCAUCUCAAUUUUGCUACUUAUAUUUUUUUUUUAAAUGCAAAAUCUUCUCGAGGAGAAUAAUUUCAUUCGUACGAAAAAGUGAUCCCCAAAAGUUGAUAUUUGCUGGAAUAUAUUUACAUCUUUUUUU
This is a messenger RNA of Musa acuminata subsp. malaccensis (wild Malaysian banana), 8337 nucleotides long. RefSeq names its product protein SABRE. The record is from RefSeq and is a predicted model, not a curated record. NCBI's taxonomy places the organism in Eukaryota, Viridiplantae, Streptophyta, Magnoliopsida, Zingiberales, Musaceae.